Molecule: messenger RNA, 1490 nt
Organism: Amphimedon queenslandica
Lineage: Eukaryota; Metazoa; Porifera; Demospongiae; Haplosclerida; Niphatidae
Product: OTU domain-containing protein 7B-like
Exons: 10
Coding region: 87-1406 (439 amino acids)
Source: RefSeq, a predicted model, not a curated record
UAAAUGUUUUAUGGGCGUGGCUCAGGUGGAAUUAAGCAACGAGGGUUUACAAUCUUUUCUUAUUAUCUUCUCUUACUCUCGAUCUAAUGUCCGUUCCUCCUCGAGUCCCCACACUCCAGUACACCCUCUCUCACGUCGCCCCUGACAAAGCAGCUGAGAUACGCUCAGCAGUGACCGGGGCACUGGUAUACUGUAGCCAGACUGGACUCUACUCCUUCGAGCACAGGGUAGAGACAACCUUCGUGCUACCAUGGGACCUGAAUCCACAAGUACAGCCACAGAGACUGAGCAAGGAGGUUCGUGAGGGCAUAAGGUUAGAGCUAUUGGAUCCAGACACCCUCUUACACUUGGAGGGCUGUGGGGGCAUUAAUUGGAGUAACAUGUCAUCGUGGCAGUCGAGGCCGGCCCAAGGGGGUACCUGGGAGUACAUUAAUGAUGUCAUUUGUGGUCACAUUGAGGCUGGUUACAUUAGACCCCACAAUGAGUAUUCCUUUGCGAUGCAUAACAAUGUACAUAUUCAACAGUUCCAAGUCAACUAUAUCAAUGGCUCAUUGGCUAAUGUCAAUACGCAGGAGUUGUAUCAAAUCAGACGAUUGGCCUUUGCUCCAUUAAUGCCAAUGAAAACUGAGGCUGGUUCUAGUUCAUUGUUUCAUGCUGCCUCUUUAGGAUUAUGGGGUGUACAUGACAGGAAUCAGCUACUAAAGGAAGCUGUAACAUGCACUCUUACUAACCAGCAGGCGCAGAUUAAUCUAUACGAUAGAUGGAACACUGUCAGGUCUCGGUCUUUACCAUCUGGCUCUCAUAAAUCAGUGGGUAUUCAGUUUGCUCAGUGGGAGGCGGCUAAAGACAAUAUCGUCGGAGCUCCACAGCUUCACAUAUUCACUCUCUCAAAUAUCAUCCAGAGACCAAUAAUAGUCUAUUCACACCCUGAGAGUGAAGUGGGUGGAAUAUAUCUACCUUUACUGUGGGAGGGACAGGGUCAGGUGUUCCCGUGUGACUCUCAUCCUCACCUACGGAAUCCUCUUGUACUAGGAUAUGAUUACACUAGAAAUCAGUUUGUGCCUUUAGUCACUUUCAAAGGAUCGAAGGGCCCUGAUCCAAUCUUACUUCCACUUACAUUUAGUAAUGGGAAGAGUCUACCAGUACAAUAUUUAUCAGAGUCACAGGUUGGCAGUCCUACUGAGCUGCUUCAGAAGCUGAUGUUUGUUGAUGUUAUCUCUCAUAGUUUCACAUCUCACAUACUCUCACAGCAUCACAUGCCUUACGUACCAGGUGUAAUAUCUGGCAAAGCAGUGACUCCACCCUCUCCCACUCACCCGCCCACCCUCGCCUGCGUACUUAACAUUGCAGAACUCCCUCAAGUGAUGGAUCAGCUCAUCAAACGAUUCCAGAGUGUAUUUUUGUAGAAAUUAUUAUUAUUUUUAGACACAAUAAAUAUUAAAAAUAAUUUUUGAAUCCCAACACUUCUCUACCACAAUUCAGCACUGCUA